CACACCGCGCAGCCACUGAGUACGGAGCUAGAGAAACAUGUUUACUGGAGCUUCCAAUUAAUCCCCAUUUUUUUUUUUCAGAAAACCAACUAUUCCUCAUGCUGUCUGUGUGGGACAUGAUUUUUGUGAAGGAAAAGCUCAGUUAAAAAUCCUCCGACAGAGAUUGCACCAAACCGGUUCAAGUUUCAUCCGUGUGGAGUAGAAAUACUCCCCCCCUGACCAGCGUGGACUGAUGAUGUCGUUAAUGGUUCACCUGAAGACGGUCGCUCACCUGCGGGGGAAAGGUGACAGGAUCGCCAAAGUUACGUUCAGAGGUCUACCCUUCUUCAGUCGAGUGGCGGAGAACUGUGAAGAUGUGGUCAACUUUAAUGAGAUAUUUCGAUGGCCGAUUGCCAGCAAGCUGGAUGGAAACGAGAUGCUGGAGAUCCAAGUGUACAACUACAGUAAAGUCUUUUCUAACAGACUGGUUGGGACCUUCUGUAUGGUACUUCAGAAGGUGGCUGAGGAGGGACAUUUAGAGCUCACCGACACACUCAUUGAUGACAACAACACGUCAAUAAAGACCAGUGUUACCUUAGAGAUCAGAUACCAGUCCAUGGAUGGCACGGUGGGGGUGUGGAGUGACGGGGAGUUCCUGGAUGUUCCUGAUGACCGUGACGGGAUCUUUGCCUUUGAAACAGACAGUUUACUGUCAGGACAGAGCCACGGAUCAGGGGUGUCUCCUGGAAGAUCACUACAGGGAUCCAUUCCCACCUUUAGAAAAUCAAAAGACAAGAAGGAAAGAGAAAUUAAGAGAGCAGGGAAAGGAGUUUUCUCAGCCAUGAAGCUCGGCAAGAUCAAGAGCGCUAAAGAGGAUCACAGGAGAGCAGAUGAGCCAGCGGUCCUGGACAUGGAGGACCUGGACAGGAAGGCAAUGCGUCUGGCUGGAACCCUGGACCCUGACACCAUCUCUCUUGCCUCUGUCACUGCGGUCACCACCAAUGUCUCCAAUAAGAGGUCUAAGCCAGAUAUCAAGAUGGAACCAAGCUCUGGGCGACCUGUGGAUUAUCAGAUCAGCAUCACAGUGAUCGAGGCCCGGCAGCUGAUAGGCCUCAACAUGGACCCAGUGGUGUGUGUGGAGAUUGGAGACGACAAGAAAUACACAUCUAUGAAGGAAUCCACUAACUGCCCUUACUACAAUGAGUAUUUCGUCUUUGACUUCCACGUCCCUCCUGAUGUCAUGUUUGACAAGAUCAUCAAGCUAUCAGUCAUUCACUCCAAAAAUCUUCUGCGGAGUGGGACCUUGGUGGGAACCUUCAAGAUGGAUGUGGGGACUGUUUACUCUCAGCCUGAACACCAGUUCUACCACAAAUGGGCCAUCCUGUCUGACCCUGACGACAUCACAGCAGGGUGUAAAGGAUACAUAAAGUGUGACAUUGCUGUCGUGGGGAAGGGCGACAACAUUAAGACCCCUCACAAGGCCAACGAGACCGAUGAAGACGACAUAGAGGGAAACCUUCUCCUACCAGAGGGCAUUCCAGCAGAGAGGCAGUGGGCAAGAUUUUAUGUGAAGAUCUAUCGAGCUGAGGGACUUCCCAAAAUGAACACCAGCAUCAUGGCUAAUGUGAAGAAGGCCUUCAUUGGGGAGAACAGAGACUUGGUGGACCCUUAUGUUCAAGUGCAGUUUGCUGGGCAGAAAGGGAAGACUUCAGUCCAGAAGAGCAGUUAUGAACCAAUCUGGAAUGAGCAGGUCGUCUUCACUGAGCUCUUUCCUCCACUCUGCAAACGCAUGAAGGUUCAGAUACGAGAUUCUGAUAAGGUCAACGACGUUGCCAUCGGAACCCACUUCAUUGACCUCCGAAAGAUAUCAAAUGAUGGUGACAAAGGGUUUUUGCCCACUAUGGGUCCAGCUUGGGUCAACAUGUACGGCUCCACACGUCAGUACACUCUGAUGGACGAGCACCAGGACCUGAACGACGGACUUGGUGAGGGUGUGUCUUUCAGAGCCCGUCUCCUUCUCUCCAUCGCUGUAGAGAUCCUGGACACCACAUCACCUGAAAUCAUCAGCUCCACUGAGGUGCAGAUGGAGACGGUCUCCAACAUCUCAGAGAGCGCCACGGGGAAAAUGGAAGAGUUCUUCCUCUUUGGUUCCUUCCUGGAGGCCACCAUGAUUGACAGGAAGAUUGGUGACAAAGCAAUAAGUUUUGAAAUCACAAUCGGUAACUAUGGCAACCAGAUAGAUGGUGUAAGCAAGCCUUCAUCAACAAAAAAGAAGAAAAAGGAUGGAGAAGAAGAAGAGGAGAAUGAGCUCAUCCAGAAUUCGAGUGAGGAUGAGGCGGACGAAGAUGGGGACCUGGUUUCUGUGUCCACCACCCCUCUGAUGAAGCCUAUGAUCACAGACAGGAAUUACUUCCAUCUCCCCUACUUUGAAAAGAAGCCUUGUGUCUACAUCAAGAGCUGGUGGCAGGACCAGAGGAGACGACUGUAUAACUCCAACAUGAUGGACAAGAUUGCUGAUAAGCUGGAGGAGGGAUUGAAUGAUGUUCAGGAGAUCAUUAAAACAGAAAAGGCUUUUCCUGAGCGCAGACUCAGGGGAGUGCUGGAGGAGCUCAGCGUCGGCUGCAGCCGUUUUGUGACGCUUGCUAACAAGGACGUUAACCAGGCAGGAAGAACCAAACUGGAUCGAGAGCGGCUCAAGUCCUGCAUGAGAGAGAUGGACAGCAUGGCCCAGCAGGCCAAACAGAUCCGGACUCAGGUGAAGAAAAACACAGUCAGGGACAAACUCAAACUGGUGCAGAACUUUCUGCAGAAGCUUCGAUUUCUGGCUGAUGAGCCUCAGCACAGCAUCCCAGAUGUUUUUGUCUGGAUGAUGACCAACAACAAGCGCAUCGCUUAUGCCCGCAUUCCUUCUAAAGACAUUCUGUAUUCUAUCGUGGACGAGGAAACCGGAAAGGACUGUGGAAAAGUCAAAGCUGUAUUCCUCAAGCUGCCGGGUAAGAAGGGGUUCGGUCCUGCCGGCUGGACAGUCCAGGCUAAGCUGGAGUUGUAUCUGUGGCUCGGCCUGAACAAGCAGAGGAAGGACUUCCUCAAUGGUCUGCCUAAUGGUUUUGAAGAGAUCAAAGCAGUUAAAAGUGGCCCUGGUCUUCACUCUGUACCACCUGUCUGUCUGGUCUACGACAUGAAGCAGGUGUUUCAGCUGCGGGCACACAUGUACCAGGCUCGUAGUCUGUUUGCAGCUGACAGCAGUGGCCUUUCAGAUCCCUUCGCUCGGGUUUUCUUCUCCACACACAGCCAGGUCACUGAGGUCCUCAGUGAGACUCUUUGUCCUACAUGGGACCAGCUGCUGGUGUUUGACGAUGUGGAGCUGUUUGGGGAAGCCAGUGAGCUACGAGAUGACCCGCCAAUCAUCGUAGUGGAAAUCUACGACCAGGACACUGUGGGCAAGGCAGAAUUUAUAGGUCGGACGUUUGCGAAGCCCACCAUCAAGAUGUGUGACGAGCACUACGGCCCCCCGAGGUUCCCCCCCCAGCUGGAGUACUAUCAGGUCUACAGAGGCAACUGCACUGCUGGGGAACUGUUAGCUGCAUUUGAACUGCUGCAGAUACCUUUUGAUGAAGAGUCGAUAAGGCGAGCUCUGAUCGCUGUCCAUAACUUUGCUGUACCUCAAAUAAAGAUUGGUCAAGGUGGGAGGGCUGAUCUCCCUCCCCUUGAAGGGCCAACAGACACCGAGCACGGACCCAUUCUGCCAGUGCCAUUGGGGAUCCGACCUGUUCUGAGUCGCUACCGCAUAGAGGUUUUGUUCUGGGGCUUACGGGACCUGAAGAGGAUCAACCUGGCUCAGGUAGAUCGGCCACGUGUGGACAUAGAGUGUGCAGGUAGAGGUGUGCAGUCUGUCCUCAUCCAGAACUACAAGAAAAACCCAAACUUCAGCACCCUGGUCAAAUGGUUCGAGGUGGACCUUCCAGAGAACGAGCUCCUCCACCCUCCACUCAACAUUCGGGUGGUGGACUGUCGGGCGUUUGGCCGUUACAUCCUGGUGGGGUCACACGCCGUCACCAGCCUGAGGCGUUUUAUCUACAGCACCCCUGACAAGACCUCCAACAACUGGGCCACUGCAGCUAAGCUUAUGAAUGGCUACAUGGUCCUUACAAAUGGCGGCUCUCAGCCUCGCUCCUCACCCAGCCUUUCCUCCCGCACCUUCUCUCGCCCUGCAGGUGACAUCUUGGUCAACGUGGACUCAGAUCCGUCGAUCCGAAAGAUGGACACAGUCGUCAAGCUGGACGCUAUGUCUGACGCUGUUGUAAAAGUUGACAUGACUGAAGAGGACAGCGACAAAGACAAAAAGAAGAAAAAAAAGAAAAAGAAGGGAGGAGUAGAAGAAGAAGAGGAGACAGAUGAGAGGAUGCUGGACUGGUGGUCCAAAUAUUUUGCCUCAAUCGAGACACUGAAGGAGACACUCAGGGCACAGGAGGCAGCUCAGGCUGAGGCAGAGGAGAGAGAGGACCUGGAGAUUGCUGCAGAGGCAGGAGAUUUCAAACCCGAUGACCUUCUUCUGAAAGGCUCCAAGACAAAAGACAAGAGCAAAGAAAAGAAGGGCUUCAAAGACAAGAAGAAGGGUCAGGUUGUAGACGGCGCUGAGAAAAAGCCUCCUAAAGCUAGAGUGGAUGAGCUAAUGGUUUACAACAAGGAGUUGGAGACUGAGUAUGGAAACUUUGAAGACUGGCUUCACACUUUUAACCUGUACAGAGGAAAGGCUGGGGACGACGACGAACACGCGCUGGAUGAUGACAGGAUUGUUGGUAGAUUCAAGGGAUCCCUGUGUAUGUACAAGCUGCCUCUGUCAGAGGAGAUUACAAGAGAGGCGGGAUUUGAUCCAAAUAUGGGCAUGUUCCAGAGCAUUCCACACAACGAUCCGAUCAACGUCCUUGUUCGUGUCUACGUGGUCCGGGCCACAGAUCUUCAUCCUGCUGAUAUCAAUGGAAAGGCAGAUCCUUAUGUUGUUAUCAAGCUGGGAAAGACAGAGGUGAAAGACAAAGAGAACUACAUCUCCAAACAGCUCAAUCCUGUUUUUGGAAAAUCGUUUGACAUUGAGGCCACCUUCCCCAUGGAGUCCAUGUUGACCGUGUCUGUGUACGACUGGGACCUUGUUGGCACUGACGAUCUGAUCGGAGAAACAAAGAUUGAUUUGGAGAAUCGAUUCUACAGCAAAUACAGAGCUACCUGUGGGAUUGCAUCCAACUACUCUGUACAUGGAUACAAUGUUUGGCGGGACCCUUUGAAGCCCACUCAGAUCCUGGCAAAGCUCUGUAAGGACGGCAAACUUGAUGGGCCUCAUUAUGGACCAGGAGGAAAAGUCAAGGUGGCAAAUCGAAUCUUCACAGGACCAACAGAGAUCGAGGAUGAAAAUGGUCUGAAGAAGCAGACAGAGGAGCAUUUGGCUCUGACGGUGCUGAACCACUGGGAGGAGAUCCCACGGGUGGGCUGCAAACUGGUCCCAGAACAUGUGGAGACUAGACCCCUGCUGAAUGUUGACAAACCUGGCAUUGAACAGGGCCGUAUUGAGAUGUGGGUGGACAUGUUUCCUAUGGACAUGCCUGCACCUGGACCUGCCAUUGACAUAUCACCAAGGAAACCAAAGAGAUAUGAGCUCAGGGUGAUUAUUUGGAAUACAGACGAAGUAAUACUGGAGGACGAUGAUUACUUCACUGGGGAAAAGUCCAGUGACAUAUUUGUCAGGGGCUUUGAGCUGCGUGUUGUUAUUUGGAACACUGAUGACGUAAUUCUAGAGGACGAUGCUUUCAUGACAGGAGAGAAGAUGUCUGACAUCUAUGUCAGGGGAUGGCUUAAAGGUCAGCAGGAGGACAAACAGGACACAGAUGUUCACUACCACUCUCUGACCGGUGAGGGAAACUUCAACUGGCGCUUUGUGUUCCCCUUCGAUUACCUCAUGGCUGAGGAGAAGAUUGUCAUCUCUAAGAAGGAGUCCAUGUUCUCGUGGGAUGAGACAGAAUACAAAAUCCCACCUCGCCUCACACUGCAGGUGUGGGAUGCCGACCACUUCUCUGCUGAUGACUUCCUGGGUGCAAUUGAGCUGGACCUAAACCGGUUCCCCCGUGGUGCCAAGACGGCCAAGCAGUGUUCCCUCAACAUGAUCCGAAAUGAGCAGGAGUUGCCGACUAUCUCCAUCUUCAAACAGAAGAGAGUGAAGGGCUGGUGGCCAUUUGCAGCUCGUGAUGAGAAUGAUGAGCUGGAGCUCACGGGUAAAGUAGAGGCAGAACUUCAUCUGGUGACAGCAGAGGAGGCAGAGAAAAGUCCUGUGGGACUAGGACGAAAUGAGCCGGACCCACUGGAGAAACCAAAUCGUCCGGACACCAGUCUAAUGUGGUUUCUGGGCCCACUGAAGUCCAUUCGUUACUUCAUCUGGCACAACUACCGCUGGCUGAUCCUCAAAGUCCUGGGCCUGGUGCUGCUGCUGCUCAUGCUGGGCCUCUUCCUCUACUCUAUCCCCGGCUACCUGGUCAAGAAGAUACUGGGGGCCUGACGUGCUGGUAGCCUCCGCCCCCUCCUCAGUGUCUCUGCUUCUCGUAUUAACCCCCUUUUUGCUUCCUGGAUUCUUCUGUUGUAGCUGUAGCUCCUCUUCAGUGUCUCUGUUAUCUCUUUUUAUAUGCACUCUUUCUCUCCUCUGUGGCCCUAUCUGUAGAUUAGUGACUGUGUCUUCUAUCACCAAGUGCCAUUAUACAUCUUUUAAGUGACCAACUGUUUAGUUCAGGAACACACAGGGUCGAUUCUAGGAGGGAUAGAGCCAACAAAAUGCAGUUUUCAUCACGUGCUUGAUGUUAAAGAAGGAAAAGUUUUCUAUUACAAAUAUUUCAAUAUGUGUGCAACUUCAACAUGGUUUUAGAAUUUUAAAUGUUUUACAUGAUAUUCAAAAAGAAUUUGAACACUGAUAAUACAACUCCAUAUUUUUACAACCACAAGACUUGAAUGUUUGACUUAAUUGUUCUUCUGUAUUAAGUCUAGCUGUGUUUCCAUUACCCUUAGAAAUGCGCAAAAUCUAAGUAGCGCAAUAAAAAACUGGUAAUGGAAACACCUGAAUUUCAAAAAACCUCGCAAAUAUUACUAAAAAGUUUUUACGCUCUCAUGAGGAGGUUUUUCAGACGUUUAGAUAUAGAAAUAUAAUUUCAAGUGCAAUGAGAGCACUUUUUCCACAUUUACAGUUUACAGGACGUAAUGUACGGUGUCACAUGACCAGUUCACUCCCAGACAACAUGAUGCAGUACGUGUGGGCAGAAGAGGAGACUGAGACUUUUCUUGACAUCAUACUGAUACCCUUAUACGUGGCUUUUGGCAUACAGACGGGCUUUUUGCCUCUGAACUAUCAUCCGUAGCCUUUGUCUCUUGUUCAAAAUGAUCAAAGCAACCACUGUAGAUGUAAUCAUAACCAA
This is a messenger RNA of Cheilinus undulatus (humphead wrasse), 7424 nucleotides long. It is a transcript of the gene otofa, whose product is annotated as otoferlin a. The transcript is spliced from 49 exons. The record is from RefSeq and is a predicted model, not a curated record. Gene Ontology annotation, cellular component: synaptic vesicle membrane; presynaptic active zone membrane. Gene Ontology annotation, biological process: plasma membrane organization; synaptic vesicle priming. Bases 233 to 6520 code for a protein of 2095 amino acids. Lineage: Eukaryota; Metazoa; Chordata; Actinopteri; Labriformes; Labridae. Gene Ontology annotation, molecular function: calcium ion binding; AP-2 adaptor complex binding.